AUGGUUCAAAGUCAAUGUUCUUGCGGUGUCACUGUCGCGAAGAUGCUCUUCAUUGUGUCAACAGUGUUAAUGGUUUUUCAAUCAGUGACCACUCAAGACAUUUCUGCGUUAGUCGAUGUAAAAACUUUGAGUGAACUUCCCUUAGAAAAACUACUACAAGUUAAAUCCACGUUCCAAGAGCCGAAAACUGAGGAAAAAGCCGAUAAAAGAGUGGGUGAGCCGGAAGCUUUAGCCCUUCAGUCCAAACGCAAACCCAACGAUAGAGGCGGCUAUCAUCACCACUAUGAAGAAGAACAUUCGAAGAAAAGUGGCAAAAAAAGUGUACAAAGCAUUUUCCAAAUUUCCGUCACGACUUUAGCUUUUCUUGCUUUCGGAGGGUAUUUGUUAUGUCUUUUGGUGCAAGCCAUCAAGGGGAAAACUAUGAUGAAUAUGAUGGAAAUGACGACGAUGGCCCCUACUGGGGCUGCUUUCUUCCGACCUAGGCCCACUAGGAGGAGACGACGGAGGCCUACUCGAAGACCUGUUAAGUUGCAGAGGCCGACAAGGCAAACCUACGGUAGGAAACCAAGGGAAAAACGGGAAGUUUGGCCUGAAGCCGACCCUGAAAGUAUGUACUACGUCCUCGUGCACCUCUCUGAAGCCUACGUCCGUUAUCACACCAUCGAUUAUAGAAAAUUCAAUUACACUACGAGCGCUUAUGUAAAUUAG
Tribolium madens (black flour beetle) is the source of this 708-nucleotide messenger RNA. RefSeq lists its product as uncharacterized. Bases 1 to 708 code for a protein of 235 amino acids. The record is from RefSeq and is a predicted model, not a curated record. NCBI's taxonomy places the organism in Eukaryota, Metazoa, Arthropoda, Insecta, Coleoptera, Tenebrionidae. The transcript has a single exon.